AUGUUCACUCGUCAAAUCGUCAACUCGGCCCGCGCCUUCGUCUACGCCCCAAUCCCAACUUACGGCAUUGCUGGUUCUUACGCCGCUGCCCUUUACUCCGCCGCCAAGAAGGGUGGUGACCAGGCUGGUGUCCAGGCCGAUGUCCAGAACGUCGCUGCUGCUUUCGCCGCCAAGCAGGAAGUCGCUGACUUCUUCGCCAACCCCUGCAUCUCCGCUGGCCAGAAGAUCUCCGCCCUCUCCGCCGUCGGUGGAGAAGCUGGCUUCUCCCAGACCACUGUCGGUCUCUUCGAGGCUCUCUGCGAGAACAACCGAAUGAACCUUUUCUCCGAAGUCGCCGAGGUCUACGCCCGAAUCCUCCAGGCCGAAGCUGGUGAAGUCCCAGUUGAGAUUGCCUCCGCCAUCGAGCUCACUUCCGAACAGAAAGCCGAAGUCGCCGAAGCCGUCGCUUCCAUGCUCGGAAACCAGACCCCCGUCAUCUCUUCCUCCGUCGACAGCUCCCUUCUCGGUGGCAUGACCGUCGCUCUCGGAGACAAGUACACCGACAUGAAGUUCAUCGACAUGUCCGUCGCCAACAAAGUCAAGAAAUACACCGAUCUCCUCCGACAGAACGCCUAA
Molecule: messenger RNA, 615 nt
Organism: Oikopleura dioica
Lineage: Eukaryota; Metazoa; Chordata; Appendicularia; Copelata; Oikopleuridae
Source: the annotation of a GenBank genome assembly